AUGGCGUGGCUUCUGCUCUUGAUGCCUAUUGUGGGGUUCUUGGCGGCAAUCGCAGUGAUCCUCUGGAGCGCCUGCGGCGGCGAGCGGGCGGCGGAAGCGAACGCACCCGGGCGACGAUUGGGCCGAUUGGCCGAGGUGAUGGAGGCCAUUGAACGGGCGCAGCAGAUGAGGCCGGCCACGGUGGCGUCAGAGCCGGUGGCGCCGGCGCCGGCGGUGGAGCUGGGGUACUUCCCGUACUCGGCGGAGGGCAGGCGGGCGUCGGAGAGGCUGGUGUGCGCCAUCUGCCUGGAGGAGUUCCAGCAGGGGCAGCCGUGCAGCGAGGUGCCGGCGUGCCGGCACGUCUUCCACCGCUACUGCAUCGACGUGUGGAUGAAGAGCAAGGCCACCUGCCCGCUGUGCAGAAGGAGUGUCGUGGCCGGGUUAGAACGAGUAUCGGCUGCCGAUGACAUGGUUUAG
Molecule: messenger RNA, 456 nt
Organism: Triticum dicoccoides
Lineage: Eukaryota; Viridiplantae; Streptophyta; Magnoliopsida; Poales; Poaceae
Product: probable E3 ubiquitin-protein ligase ATL45
Exons: 1
Coding region: 1-456 (151 amino acids)
Source: RefSeq, a predicted model, not a curated record